AUGGCCGAAUACCGAUAUCUCGCAAACCCCGACCCAGAAUGGACUGACUUUCCGAAUAAUCUCCCCCCAAACACACGCGUAGUCGGCAUGAACCGCGCCCACGAUCCCAUUACACCCCAAGAAGGCCUCUCCAUCACCGAACUCAGCAUUCCCAUCCGUGACAACGACCACAUCACCAUCCGCCUCUACCGCCGCACAUCGACCUCCAAUGAACCACUCCCUCUACUAAUGUACAUGCACGGCGGUGGUUACGUCACCGGCGGCCUCGAAACAGACGAUUCCACAUGCCGCGCCAUCGCACUCAACAUCAACAUCGCCGUCAUAAACGUCGAGUACAGACUCGCCCCAGAGCACAAAUUCCCCGUCGGUUUCGAAGACUCAUUCGACGUCCUCAGAUGGGUCGCUUCUGAAACAGGGCAAGCAAAACUCAAGACGGACCUCACAAAGGCCUUCAUCCUAGGCGGUACAUCGGCGGGCGCAAACUUCACAGCGGGGAUAUCUCAUCUUGCGUUGCGGGAGGAGCUGUCCCCUCCUAUAACGGGGGUGGUGUUCCUGGCGGGAAGUUUCUGCCACCCUGAUGUUCGGCCGGAGAAGUAUAGGGAUAGGAUACUGAGUGUGGAUGAGAUUAAUGAUGCGCCGGGGUUGACGAGGAAGUCUAUUGACUACUUUGCUGGUAAAUAUGGCGCGCCGCCAGAAGAUAAGCGUUUAUCACCGCUGCUGUUUGAGUCACAUGCUGGCAUUGCGAAGAAAGCGUAUUUUGCUAUCUGUGGCUGGGAUCCACGGCGAGAUGAAGCUCUGUUGUUUAGACAAUUGCUUGAAGAAGCUGGACUUCAGACCAAGAUGAAUGUUUAUGCUGGACUGCCACAUGGGUUUUGGACUACAUGUCCUGACUUGGCAGCUUCCAAGGACUGGUUGGAGCGGUUGCUAGAAGCAAUGGGCUGGCUCGUUGAGUAG
Molecule: messenger RNA, 954 nt
Organism: Pochonia chlamydosporia 170
Lineage: Eukaryota; Fungi; Ascomycota; Sordariomycetes; Hypocreales; Clavicipitaceae
Product: potassium transporter protein
Exons: 4
Coding region: 1-954 (317 amino acids)
Molecular function (GO): hydrolase activity
Source: RefSeq, a predicted model, not a curated record